Messenger RNA from Hippocampus zosterae (dwarf seahorse), 1665 nucleotides. RefSeq names its product oocyte zinc finger protein XlCOF20-like. Gene Ontology annotation, biological process: regulation of transcription by RNA polymerase II. The transcript is spliced from 2 exons. The coding region runs from base 379 to 1485 and encodes 368 amino acids. Gene Ontology annotation, molecular function: RNA polymerase II cis-regulatory region sequence-specific DNA binding; DNA-binding transcription factor activity. Lineage: Eukaryota; Metazoa; Chordata; Actinopteri; Syngnathiformes; Syngnathidae. The record is from RefSeq and is a predicted model, not a curated record.
AGUUAAGGGAAGUGGACGACAUUGCGAUUUCACGUUGCACCGACCGCCAAACCGCCGUUGAGGACGCUGUCUGCGUCGCCAACACUUAAACCUCUCCCGUCUCCGAAUCUUGCCCCUAAACCCUCCCCCUCCCGACCCGGAAGUCCUCCCGCGUCGCCGCACUAGCAGAAGCGCUAAAACCAUCGACACGACGCAUUUCAUUACGGAGUCCGUUUGGAGCGCCGCCAAGUUUGGACAAAGUAGGGCCACGGUGACUUGAACGUCACCAGACUAAGACGCCGUUCUUGGAGUCUUCGCGUCGGGAGCAACUCGUCUCGGUUCGGGAAGCCGUUCCGGCUAUUUUAGCUUAGCGGGCCGGCCGCUGUCGAAGAGGAGCCGAUGCGGCAAAUAGACGAGUGUGAUCGUCGCGUAAAAAUGUGUGCGCAACCGACGGCGCGGUGCGCGCAGGAACGAGAAGAAAAGAAGCGGCGACCACGUCGAACAUUCCCACCGGACGACGUUUUAAGGCUCCGCGAAGCAGGCGUCAGCCGAGAGCUUCGCCGUGAGCGGCAGGAGCCGGAGCUCCUCCGCAUCAAAGAGGAAGAGGAGCCAGAGCCCGCUCGAGGUCAAGGCGAGGCGCCGGGUUCCGCUUUGAUUAAAGAAGAAGAGCAGGAAGCCGACGUCAGCCACUUUCCACUGACGGUCAUUGUGAAGAGUGAAGAUGAGGAUGAGGACGAAGCUGAUGGAGGAUCUGCAUCAGGCGCCUUCUUUGCGCCGCUGACAGACAGCGACGACGCCACGUCACACGCUCCUGACACGGAUGAUGAUGAUGAUGAGGAGGAGGAGGAGGAGGAACCGGAAGCGGAACCCUCCAAAGGUGCUGCGAUGUGCCCCAGCAAACGUGUGAAAUGUCCCCAGUGUGACAAAACAUUUUACAACAAGUCGACAUUGAAAAGACACACGAGGACACACACCGGAGAAAAGCCUUUUGCCUGCUCGAUAUGCGGGAAAGGAUUCUCCAUCAAGACAAACUUAACCAGGCACAUCCGAAGACACGAUGGAGAAAAAGCUUUUGCCUGCUUAGCUUGCCAUAAACGAUUCUCCAUCAAGGAAGAUUUGAAAAUACACACAAGGACGCACACUGGGGUGAAACCUUUUGCUUGCUCCGUUUGCGGCCAAAGAUUCUCUCGAAAUACAAUUUUAACGACACACAAUAGGACACACACCGGGGAAAAACCUUUUGCCUGCACGCUGUGCGGCCUUCGAUUCACUCAAAAGACAAAUUUGACGAGGCACGCAAAAACCCACACCGGCGAGAAACCUUUCGCUUGUUCCGUCUGUGGGAAAACCUUUAACCGGAAGACAAAUUUAGCGGCGCACUCCAAGACGCACGCCGAGGAGAAACAAUUCGGUUGUGGCGAGUGCGAGAAAAGGUUUCAUUUCAAGCGUGACGUUAAGAGACACAAAUGCGCUGGCGAAAAGAGCGGCCAGCAAUCAAGCUGCUGAAAGGGAAAAAAAGAGUCUGUGCUGCUCUUCAGUGAAGUAUUCCCUUAUACGGGGAAAUUAAAACCGGACGUUGGACCAGACCCUUCAAAGUAAAACGGGAAAUAAUUGAGAGCAUAUUUGUCCGUUCACAACAAUGUUACGUCAAAGGACGUGCGCAACGUACCGUCGGAGUGAAGAAUU